AUGGCUUCCCGUUUUCAGAGGGAAAGAGUCCCAGCAGUCAUUAAGGGACACCAACACUUCAGCUAUGGAGGGGCAGUAUUACCCGAGUCUGUCACUAUCCAACAAUAUUAUGAGCUAACCCCAACCAAGAAGAGUAAUCUCCGCAUCAAUGACCAGCUGCUUCCAAAACCUACAGACAUCGACAUGAGAGAGUGGAUGAUUAAAGCCGUCGUUCAGAAGGAACAUCCGUACCAGUCCCACAUCCCACGAUAUGCAAUGUUUCCAUCUUAUGAGUCUCCUGAUGACCCUCACACAGGAGUGAGAGCUGCUUCUACACUGCCCCUGAACCCACUGCUGCCCUCUAGUGCUCCUGCUGUUACUGUUCUCUACAAGACUAAAGGUUACAGAAAACACAUCAUGUGA
Messenger RNA from Triplophysa rosa, 402 nucleotides. RefSeq lists its product as uncharacterized. The record is from RefSeq and is a predicted model, not a curated record. Gene Ontology annotation, cellular component: centrosome. The transcript is spliced from 4 exons. The coding region runs from base 1 to 402 and encodes 133 amino acids. Lineage: Eukaryota; Metazoa; Chordata; Actinopteri; Cypriniformes; Nemacheilidae.